UUCAGGAAGGUCCAUGACGUAACUAGCAGCCACGAUUGGAUCUCGCAAGAUAUAACAGCUACGUCCCGAUUAUACGUUUAUGUCCUGGCCACAUGAAGGGAUUUGCGCUGACCUCUCGUAAGAUCGGCAAGGUACCUGGCUUUAGCGCCCAUAGAGUUUCGCACCUUCCUGAACAAGCCGUGCGGGUAAGAACAGCCCUAAUCUAUGAUGCAAUACGCGAACGAGUGCUUUGCGAGGAACGGUUGUUCUUACGAUUAUACUAUCCAAUCCGAUACACUCAUCUUUGUGUGCUAGAUCCCGCGAUCCAAUCUUGCAUUCGGUGGGAAACCAGGCACUAUAUGCGUCGAUCAAGGCACUGGAGUCUGGAGUAUCUAGCACGCACACUCGGGCUGUUCUCUGCGGUACUUUUCAGUUCGCCCUUACCUGUCGCGAUAACUAUGGGUGCCUCCUUAUUAUAUCGUACAUCUGCGUCUUCCAUGAUUUUAGCCUCGACGGCUCUGACAUUGGAAAACUGGCAUCACCGCAUAUCAGGAAGUGCACCAUUUGCUGACAGCCUUCAUUGACUAUUGCAACAACUUAAACAUGGCCUUUUGUAGGCACUAUCAUACGUGUCUCUAGUUGUCGCUGUAUAGAUAUCCCGCAUGCAUCGACCUCCUCUCCGUAGAUGAAAUAACAACCUGACAUCGAGUUUCUCAAAAAAGACUCACAAACUUUACAGCACGAUCUAGGUUCUGCAUAUAAGAAGCACCAGAACCAUGAUCUGCGCAAAGUUCUAAACUACAACACCUUCACCCGUGUCGCUGAUAAGGCUGCAAACAAUCAACCAACCUUCCAACGAUCAUACCCGGCUCUGCGACAAGCACACGAAGAAUUUCGCGAACGAGAAUUGCAUCGCAUACAAGAUAGCAGAGCCAAGAUGGCAAGAACACUG
Molecule: messenger RNA, 931 nt
Organism: Paraphaeosphaeria sporulosa
Lineage: Eukaryota; Fungi; Ascomycota; Dothideomycetes; Pleosporales; Didymosphaeriaceae
Exons: 1
Coding region: 93-563 (156 amino acids)
Source: RefSeq, a predicted model, not a curated record